AUGGCCAGCAUCAAUAUCAAUACUGUUAACAUUGAGUAACAGGGUUUCUGCUUAUGUUGUAAAUAACUGACUGCUAAUGGAACUAUUCUGUAAAUUUAGAAUUUUAGCGAUUCUCUCUAUACUUAACUCCAAGAAAACAGUUGGCGUAAAUCAGGCCAAUUAUUCUAUCAUUCUAAUCCUAAAAGUUGUUGCCAACAAAUUGUAUGCAAAGUACCUGUUUGUUAAUACAGUUCAUCUAAAAAAUGUUUGAAAGCUUUAAAGUAUUAUAUUUUAAAUACUCUUAGAAAGUUAACUUAAGAAUGUUUCGAUUCUGAACCAAUUAAACAAUCCAUAUAUAGCAACCUUUUACAAUAUGUUGAUAUUUAACGUCCUGCUCAAGAGACUUUAUAAACUAAAAAAGCUUUCCAAAACUUUUUACUAUCAUUAUCCUAACGUUUGCAAUUUACUUCUUUAAAUAAAAAUGGGUUUCGAGAACAUUCACAUGAUUUAUUAAAAUAACAUGUAUUAUCGUUGAAUAAUGAAUUACAUAUGUAGGUAAAGGUAGAUAAAAAAAAUUAUUUACAUUUUAAAUGGCCCAGUGAUUUUGUUGCUUUGUUAAAAAAACAAAAAAGAAGCAAUUUAGUUAUAGUUACUAAAUAAACAAUAUAUGACGAAGAAGCUCAUCAUUUAUUCAAUGAAAAUUAUUUUCAAGUUUCAAAGCAUAGUUAUGAAAAAAUGUUUUGUGAUUCCUCAUCUAAUAUGAUUAAAUAUUAUUGUGAUUCUUAACUUUCAGCUGUAAGUUAUGUUGAAUUUAGAUCAAAUUCAUUGCAUAGAUUGAGUUUCCAUUAUACUUAACAAAUCAAAGAAAUUAAUAGAAUUGCUAUAGAUUAUGAAAUAAAAUGGGCAUAGUAAUUAAAUCUAAAUAAUUAUUAUUAUAUCAAAACAGGUUAGAAUAUAGAAAAUUAAAAUAAAGUUAUCAAUGAUGAAAUCAUAGAUGAAAAUUAUCCAAUAUUUAAAGGAUCAAAAAUGAUUCAGAUCAAACAACUAAGAUCUAUUUAUUAAAAAUAUCUUAUCGAAUUACUUACUAAAAUGAAUUCGAUUAUGGGUCCAUAGUUAUUUAAACUUUUUAUAUUUAAAUAUGAAUGA
Messenger RNA from Paramecium sonneborni, 1125 nucleotides. NCBI's taxonomy places the organism in Eukaryota, Ciliophora, Oligohymenophorea, Peniculida, Parameciidae. The record is from the annotation of a GenBank genome assembly.